AAGACGGCCGGAGCCGCUAUCACGACCAGGUCCUGCAAAACGAAGGUGCUUCCUUUUGCAACCUAAAACCAUUCAUGAAUGAGUGAACCUCUUCUUCACAAAGAAAGCCAUGAAUGUCAACUACAACAACAAUGACGAGCCCAGACUUCGUCCGAACAGUAGCCAACCGUUAUGCUUCUCGGUUGCAACUAUGUUGCCCGCAGACCGCCACCUCGUACUCCCUUGUCCAAACCAUCCAUGCCCACAUGAUGACUUCUGGGUUCAAGCCACGUGGCCACAUCCUCAACCGUCUUCUCGAUAUCUACUGCAAGUCGUCUGGGCUCACCUAUGCCCGCCGCCUGUUCGACGAAAUUCCUAAACCAGACAUAGUUUCAAGAACGACAAUGAUUACCGCAUAUUCUGCCUCUGGAAACUUAAAACUUGCUCGAGAGAUAUACAGUAAGACUCCUUUGAGUAUGCGAGAUAACGUUUUUUACAACGCAAUGAUCACAGGUCAUUCACAUAACAGUGAUGGUCAUGCAUCUUUUCAAUUCUUUAAUGAGAUGAGGCAUCAGGGAUUUUGGCCUGACAAUUUUACGUUCACUAGUGUUCUUGGUGCCUUGGCACUUAUUGCGGAUAAUCCAAAGCACUGCCAGCAAAUGCACUGUGCAGUGGUGAAAUCGGGAACAGGGUUUGUUACUUCGGUGUUGAAUGCACUUAUUUCUGUUUAUAUCAACAGUGCGUCUUCACCAUCUCCGUUGUCUUCAUCAUUGAUGAUUGAAGCUAGAAAGUUGUUUGAUGAGAUGCCUGAGAGAGAUGAGUUGACAUGGACAACAAUGAUAACGGGUUAUGUAAGGAAUGAUUACCUUGAUACAGCUCGUGAAUUUCUUGAUGGAAUGAGUGAAAAAUUGGGGGUUGCAUGGAAUGCAAUGAUUUCAGGUUAUGUGCGUCACGGACGUUUUCAAGAAGCAUUUGACUUGUUUAGAAAGAUGUAUGCUUUAGGAAUUGAGCAGGAUGAGUUUACAUUCACGAGUGUCAUCAGUGGCUGUGCCAAUUCUGGAUUGCUCCAGCCUGGAAGGCAGGUUCAUGCUUAUAUUUUAAGGACAGAGACAAAACCUGCAGCUGAAUUUUCUUUGCCUGUUAAUAACGCAUUAGUUACGUUAUAUUGGAGAUGUGGUGAAGUCGACAAAGCAUGGAAGAUUUUCAAUAAAAUGCCUUUUAAGGACCUUGUUUCAUGGAAUGCAAUUUUAUCAGGUUAUGUGAAUGCAGGGUGUAUUGAAGAAGCUAGUUGCUUUUUCAGGGAGAUGCCAGAGAGAGAUCUUUUGACAUGGGCUGUGAUGAUAGCAGGGUUAGCACAAAAUGGCUUGGGGGAGGAGGGUCUGAAGCUGUUCAACCAAAUGAAAUUAGAGGGUUUUGAACCAUGUGAUUAUGCAUUUGCAGGAGCAAUUACUUCAUGUUCUGUGCUUGGAGCAUUAGAGAAUGGGCGACAACUCCAUGCUCAACUUGUCCACCUUGGUUAUGAUUCGAGUCUCUCUGCAGGAAAUGCACUGAUCACAAUGUAUGCAAAAUGUGGUGUUCUUGAGGCUGCCAAUUGUUUAUUCUUUACAAUGCCUUUUGUGGAUUCAGUAUCUUGGAAUGCUAUGAUUGCAGCUUCGGGCCAGCAUGGAGAUGGUGCUAGAGCAUUAGAAUUUUUUGAGCAAAUGUUAAAGGAAGGUAUAUUUCCAGAUCGGAUAACUUUCCUCACAGUUCUAUCUGCUUGUAGCUAUGCAGGUUUAGUUGAGGAAGGGCGACAGUAUUUUGAUAUGAUGUACAGACUUUAUGGCAUUACCCCAGGUCAAGAUCAUUAUGCCCGGGUAGUUGAUUUGUUGUGUCGAGCUGGAAAGUUCUCAGAAGCAGAGGAUGUGAUUAAAUCAAUGCCUUUUGAGCCAGGUGCUCUAAUUUGGGAGGCUCUUCUUGCUGGUUGUCGUAUUCAUGGAAAUCUGAAAUUGGGAAUACAAGCUGCAGAGCGACUUUUUCAGCUGAUUCCACAACAUGAUGGAACCUAUGUACUGUUAUCAAACACGUAUGCAUCCGCUGGACGGUGGAAUGAUGUAGCUAGAGUGCGGAAAUUAAUGAGAGACCAAGGAGUGAAGAAGGAGCCUGGGUGUAGUUGGGUUGAGGUUGAGAGUAAGGUUCAUGUGUUUUUGGUUGAUGACACCAGGCAUCCUGAGGCUCGAGCUGUUUACAAAUACCUUGACGAAUUGGGACUAGCCAUGAGGAACUUAGGUUACACUCCCAACACAAAGUUUGUGUUACAUGACAUGGAGUCUGACCAGAAGGAAUAUGCCUUGUCUACACACAGUGAGAAGCUUGCAGUAGCAUAUGCACUCAUGAAGCUUCCCCCUGGAGCCAUGGUCAGGGUUUUCAAGAACCUUAGGAUUUGUGGAGACUGCCACAAUGCAUUCAAGUUUAUGUCGAAAGUGGUCAAAAGAAAGAUUGUUGUAAGAGAUGCAAAGAGGUUCCACCACUUUAGUGAUGGUAAAUGCUCAUGCAGUGAUUACUGGUAGUCAUAUUUUUAAAGGGAAAUGCAGUGAUUACUGGUAGUCAAAUUUUUAAUGGGAAAUCUGAGUUAGUUGUAAGCUGUGGGAAAAAUGAGUAUUGAAGAGUAUAUAUUCAAGCCUUGCAUUGCACUAGGUAUUGAACUUGAUACUUCAUUGAAAAAGAUUUAUACCAACAAAGAGGUAUUUGUCUGUUGUACAUUCUCAUAUCUAUCAGGAUUUACCUACACAUGUUCAAGUCUUACAUAUAAAUAAUCAGUGUUGAUUUCU
Messenger RNA from Rubroshorea leprosula, 2786 nucleotides. The record is from the annotation of a GenBank genome assembly. NCBI's taxonomy places the organism in Eukaryota, Viridiplantae, Streptophyta, Magnoliopsida, Malvales, Dipterocarpaceae.